CUGCAGCUGUUUCCCUGUGGGUCCGGGUGCACUGACUUUGGAGUCAGCCUUCAGCUGUGGAGAGGGCUCGGCGGGGACCAGCUGAGAAAGUUGCGCUGAGGGAGGCGGGGUUGAACCGGGCUGAGCCAGGCGCCCUGGGAAGAAGCAGGCGGGCAUUCCCGGGCGAACGCGUCGGUCACACACCCGGCGCGUCCCGGCGGUUCCGAUUUGAAGACCCGACUUCUCAUACAUUGGAUUAUGCCCAAGGCUUUUCUACCCAAUGAUCCUCUUGCAACACGCCGGGUUACCUCUGCCUAAGCGGCCCUCAUCCUCUCCUCCUAUGUCAGUGGCCGCCAGGUCUACAGGAACCUUGCAGCAUUCGCCGCAGAAGCCUUUUGGGCAGGAGGCUUCCUUACCUCUGGCAGGGGAAGAAGAGUUACCUAAGGGAGGGGAGCAAGACUCUGCCCUGGAGGAGCUCUGUAAGCCCCUAUACUGCAAACUCUGCAAUGUCACCUUGAACUCAGCGCAGCAAGCCCAGGCUCAUUAUCAGGGUAAAAAUCAUGGUAAAAAACUCAGAAAUUACUAUGCAGCGAACAGCUGUCCUCCUCCUGCCAGAAUGAGCAACACGGUAGAACCUGUGGCCACUCCAGCUGUUCCAGUCCCUCCGCAGAUGGGCUCCUUUAAGCCGGGAGGCAGAGUGAUCCUGGCCACGGAGAAUGAUUACUGUAAGCUCUGUGAUGCCUCCUUCAGCUCUCCGGCAGUGGCUCAGGCCCACUAUCAAGGGAAGAAUCAUGCCAAGAGGCUGCGGCUGGCGGAAGCUCAGAGUAACUCAUUCUCGGAAUCCUCAGAGGUGGGUCAACGGCGGACCCGGAAAGAAGGGAACGAAUAUAAAAUGAUGCCUAAUAGGAGAAAUAUGUAUACAGUACAGAAUAAUUCAGCAGGUCCGUACUUCAAUCGUCGCUCUCGGCAGAGAAUUCCGCGGGAUCUGGCCAUGUGCGUCACUCCGAGUGGCCAGUUUUACUGCUCAAUGUGUAAUGUUGGGGCUGGCGAAGAGGUGGAAUUCCGACAUCAUUUAGAGAGCAAGCAACAUAAAAGCAAGGUGUCUGAACAGCGGUACAGGAAUGAGAUGGAGAAUCUGGGCUAUGUAUAGUGAUUGUUGUAUUCAGAUAGAACAGCUCAUCCUGCCUGUUGUUUGCCUUCUGUCAACAUGCCCUGCUUUGUGGUCCUUUUGAUAUGAGUACAUUCCUCUGCUUAAUGUUAAUAUAUGUAACCUGCAGUGGUACUGUGAGAUGUUAAAACUGGGGAAGGACAAGAAUGUGCUUCUUAGGUCAUAAUAAUUUUCAGGUCAGUUGUGUUGAGUUACUUAGACCAUGUGACCACUCUACCCCAUGAGAAGUAAUUUUUUGUCUUGAUUGUUAUGGUCAGUUCGUACCUGACCACGUAGAGCUUUAACUAUUUAAUAAUCUCAUCUUCUUUUGCAAUUUUAGUUUUGUGUGCUCUUAAGUGAUUGGUUUUACGAGUUCUUCAGAUCACAGUAAAAACAAGUAAGGGGAGAUUGCAGUUUCCCAAGGCUUGUCUGGAACCACCACCUCAGCUCAGUGUCUUGGUGGCGAGGUAUCCUAUUAUAGGCUGCAUUAGGGUCUUUUCCAGGAUGCUUUUCUCUUGAUCAUGUCUUCCCAUUAUUGAGGUGAAGAUUUUCUUGGACUCAGACACUUCUGAUGUACUUGGGGACUUCCAAACAGUGAAACUUAAUUUCCAGUUAUGGAUUUCACAUAUUUAAAAGCCACCUUCUUCCCUCUCCACACCACCUCCCCCCCACCCCCAAAAAUGAAUUAGUUUGUCUAAUAUGCUCAUUUUCAUGCCCCAGCUAUGUUGUGCGAAUUUCCAAGCCUCACAUUUGAAUAUCCAAUGAAUUUAAGAUAGAUAUGAUAUUUUUUAAAAAAAUAUUUUUCAGCUAGUUUUAGAAAAUGUAAAGAUGUGUUUAAUUUUUCAAUUUAGAGUUACUUCAUUGAUAAUAAUGACUUAUAACUUACAUGAUGGUCUCAAUCAUAAGUUUAGAUCUCUACAUAUUUAGUUAGGCAGACUUUGUAGAUAAACCAAUCCUUACAUUUAACUCACAUUCAUCUCUGUCUUAUUAGUUUGCUGGCUGUUCUGAAAAAUACCACUACCUUACUGUUUCAUAGAUAGAGAGGAAUUUUUAAAAGGUUAAUCAAAUUUCAGUAUCAUUUCUAGUAGAAAAGUACAUGAACUUUGAUUUCAUUCUUUUUAAUUCAGCUUCCUUAAGGAUAAUAGAAAUACAGAAAUAUGUUAUAGAUUACUUGAUAUCUGAUAAUUACAACAGUAUUAUUAGUUUUUUAUUUUGUUUUUAAAAUAAAGCUCUAGUGUAUGUCUAGAUUAACUAAUGGAGUCCUCGAUGAACUUUCAUUAACUGUAUUUUAUCUACUUAUAUUUACAUGGAUAAGACCGGUGCUCAUCCAUACUUCUUUUGAAAGGCUACAUAGAAGUUUAUAUUGAGAAGUAUCUUUGCACUAUGGUCAGUUCACACUUGAUUGCUUAUAUUACCAAUUUAAAAAAAAAACACCAAACUCCUGUUUUUUUCUUGAGAAUUCUUUAUGCAGCGAAAUGGGGAGAAGGAAAAUUACAAUCGUCAUUCCUUUCCUUUAAUACUUCUAAACAGUUUCUGAACAAUCUAGACCUGUAUCUGAAGUUCAGUUUUAUGAUUAACCCCUGGUAUAAUAUCAAGUCACUCUUCUGUUGAAGUGAUGGCUUUUGAAAAGUAAAAUUUUUCAAUAUUUUUUUCCUUCCGGAAACAGAAGAAUGAAAUAACUUUUGUUUGAGAUUCUAUCUAGACCCAUGACUCUUAGUAUAAUAAUGCUUUGUGCAGCUAUCUAUAAAAUAGAGUUGAUUAGGGCAAUUUAGAGCUUAUUUUAUUGGUAAGAAGAUUAUUCAUUUUGCUGCUAAGUAAUUUUUUGGUAAAUUUUAAUAUUACAGUGCUGGCCACUUGGUUUUGUGAUUAUUUAAAAAUCCCAUCUUCUCUUUGUAUGUGCAUUUAUAUACAUACACACUCAUAUAUAUAAAACUAUAGAUAAACGCUUUUAUGUGAUAUCAUAGAGAAGAUUUCUUUGAAUUCUUAUUUCAGAUAACAGUAAAUGAUUGUGGAUAAGAAUUUGCAUUUUGUAAAAGUGAUAUUCAUCCAUUUUCAAUUUUUCCAUGGCAAAUAAAAUUAAAGGAAGGGGUUCCUUCAUUCUCCUCACUUUAUUUCAUUAUAUAUACAAAGAGGGUGGAUUUAAGGCCUUGGUGUUUUUCCCUGGCCUUGUGUAUUCAGGUUUCCAGUCUCCCAGUGCCCUUAAUGGAUGUUAUGAAUGCAUAAACGCAUUUUCUUUUAAAGGAAAAAGAUUUAUAGUGUUAUUUCUUACUUGCUAUAUUUCUUUGCACUAAAGAAGAGCUAAGUGUUUGUUUUAUAUGACACUUUAGAUACCAUAUUGCCUAUUCAGUUUACUCCUUAAUUUCUAAACUCUAGGAAGUUGAUGAAUAACUUCUGUGAUCAUUUAUGGAGGUGACAUACACAUCCCCCCUAAAAAGUCCCUACAGAUCUCUGUGACAGUGGUUGUGCUCUGGGCUUGUUGCCUUGUAAUAUUCUCUGUUCCACAGGUGAAACAAAGGGUGACAGAAGCUGUCAGAAAGGAAAUGCCUAAAAAUACAUCUCUGCAUGCUACAGUAUCUUAUAGUCAUGCAUUCCUUACAGACAGUGUUUUUUCCCUGUCAAAGAAGGUUGUUGCUACUACUGCAGUCAGUGAUAUGUGAUCUCCAUUGAUUUCAUUUUGUGAAGUCCAGUCCUGCUCUGUAAUGUGCUUUAGAAUUUGCACACUGUGCUCCCCAAGAAUCAUGUUAGGAUCUUUUGUAGGCUGUAUAUAAGGACGGACCGAGGCCUAAACAAUGGAAACCUGUAGUCAAUUAAAUUAAGCCGAUUUCAGUAACCAUCUGCAAGAAGACCUUAUGGCAUCAAAGUCUCUUUUCUCUGUGAAUAUCUUUGUGUAAGGUGUCCUUCAAAGCCAAUGUUAGAAGAUGACAGUUAGAAACUCUACUAAGAUAUUGAGGGCAAGAAGUUGUAAAGGAGAAAUUCCAUGUUCCAAUUAAAAGACUGGAUUGCAUAUGCCUUUGAAGUGUUUUUCUCCCCCCAAAAAAAAGUUAAGCUGCAAAACUGAGUGUGCCAUGUAAUCCUUUUGACUCCACAUCGAACAGAAAAUACUUUGUUGGUCUUUGUAUACCAUGUGCUGCAACUUGUAAAUAUGUGCAUGUUGUUUACUACAUUUGUCUGCCUGUCUCUUAACUGCACUGAAUUCUGUAAGUGAAUACUUUUUAAAAUACCAUCCAUUUUGAAAAAGUUCCUUCUUCAACUCCUUGCUCUUUUCCCUUUUAAUGUGUUAGUACACUUAGAAAACUGUUUAGGUUUUAGAAACCCUGAGGUUGAGUGGAGAGGCGUGCCUGAGAUUAUCCUUAUGUCCCUCUGACUUGGACCCCUAAAGGAAGCAUGAGAUCUUCUAUUUAUUUUGCAGGGCUGUUCUGUGACACUGGUAAUACUUGCUAUAGCUACCUAGCUACACUUUGAACAAGGAUAAAAUAUAUGUAUGUAUGUGUGUGUGUGUAUGUAAUCUUCCUCUGUAGACAGAUUUUAAGGAUUAACUGUGGGGUUUAUGAUUCCUUCACUCUUGAAUUGGCUGGAACGAUGAGCAGUGACAGUUUGAGGACUGUCCUGUGACCUCUGUAAAAUGAGUUUGCUUAUGCCAGGGGAGACAUGUAAUCAUCCCUCUUGGUAUCCUCUGCAGAGUGGCUCAGGAAUGGUGGAUUUGGAACCCAGUCUAUUUUGUUUCCUCAAUGUCAGAACUUAGGCUGAAGUCCUCUGUAAAGAACUUGGUGAGGCAUGUAAGGACAAUAGAGCUGCUUUAUAAAGAGAGAGAUGUUUUGUUGAUUUAGGCAAAAGUUUAAUACAGGCUAUUGAAGAGGUGUUUAAAAGUAUUUUACCUUAACCUUUUUUUUUUCCCCCAGCCAAAUCACUAUUCAGAAGUUUCAUAUAUAGUAGUGUUUUGUUGUUGGUUUUACUUAGUUAUUUUUUUUUUUUUUUGGCAGUGGAUCCCUGCUAUUGUGACUUAUUACUAUCAGUCUAACUGGAUGGACAAAUAGUUGUGUAAAUAGCUUCCCAUUUCUCUGAUAGCUCUUUCGACUUUCUCUUCCCAUUAGGAAUGGGAAGAUCAUUUGUAAACUCCCUUUCUGGGUAGCUACCAAAAAAAAAAAAGUACUGGCUUAUGGUCCCAUGUGACCCUGUCUCUAUUAAGCCCAGAAUAUGAGUGCCUUUAGCAAGUUUUAGCAUUUCACAGAGAGAAGAGAUGAUAGAAUUAUUGCCAUUAUUCAUAGUUCAUUAAACACAGGAACUUGGAAUAGCAGAGGUCUGUGUGAAUUCUGUGUUCUACAUUUUUCUUUUCCUUAAUGCAGGCUUAAUUUGAUAUUGAGUAAAACUGUUACUCAUAUUGAUCAGGAACUGUACAACCUGAAAAUGAAUUCAGUUGUCCUAGGCUGACAACAGUCAUAGAGUAUUUUUCAUCUUUAUCUGUGUUACACUUACAUUUAGUGAAUGGUAGUGUGGUGGAUAGGGAAGAGCUUGACACUGAUGUUUGGAAAAACUUCUUUCCAGUGUUCUUUUUCAAACUGUGUCUUCUGUAAAGAGGAGAGAAUUAUGUAUUGCAAAUGAAGUGGGAAGAGAUUGUCAUGCACAAUAAAUGUUAAUUGUUUUACUUUGUCUCUACAUUAAAAAAAGCAUCUUCAUAAAUCAGGUCUGAAGCCUUUUAAAACAAAAUUUUCCCUUUUUCAAAUAAUUUAAAAAAUUCCAAGUUGCUGAGUAUUUUGAGACUUUAAAACACACUACUAAAUUAAUUGUAGAAAUUUAACAUUUUACUAUGAAAAUUUUCAAACAUAUCAGAGGUGAAAAAAUUUUACAGUAACACUCCACUGGAUUCUGUAGUCAACAUUUUACUGUACUUGUAUGGCUACGUACCUGUCCAUCCCUCUAUUCAUCCAUCCACAGUUUAUUUUAAUAUAUAUUUCACAAUAUAAUAAAUCCACAGUUUAUUUUAAAUACAUGUUUCAAUGUAGAUUUUAGACAAUACAUUCUCCUUAAACACUUUUGCAUAGGUGUCAUUGACUCGAGUUUUAUAUUUGUGUAAAUAUCAGUAUCUUUUUAAAAGCAGUGUCUCAGUAAUAAAUUUAGAUCACACGUUUGUUGAACUCAUGAAGUUGAUAACCUGAGCCAAUGAACAUACACUUUUUCUCCUGUGGACUUUCGCCGCCUUCCAGUUUCUGUUUUUGUAUGUGCUUAGAAUGACGGAAGACAACUCUUUUCAAACUGGUUUUCUUGUGCUGGACAUUUUAAAUGCUUAGUUGUCAUAUAUUUUAAAGUUUCAUGAUAAGAAUUUCUCCCUGUCCCUAUUGUUAUGAUGUAUUUUUGCUGAACUAUGCAGCUUUAAAAAAUUGUGAGUUACUGAUUGGGAUUCAUGAAAUCAGAUUAUACCUCACUUCAGUCUGCUGCUGCUUUUGUCAUGUAUCAUGUUUCCUUCACUGCCUUCACCCAUUCUACCAGAAAGUAUAGAAUCAAAACCAUAGGCGAUUAGCUGUUUUAAAAACUCUAGAAGAGCAGAUUAAGUAGUUUAGAAAGUUAAAACCGUGAAUUUCAUAUAAAGCCUUUGAGUUCCCUGAGAAUGGAAUUGCCCAUGCUUCCUCUAGCCAUAAUUAGCAGGAUCAAAAAUGAUUGUACUGUACAAUGAGCUGUUGAAAUUGUGAGCCUUAGUAACCAUCUUUAGCUUUACUCUAGUACUGCCUGGAAAACAAUUUUUUUGACAUAUGCCUUUAUUAUGCCAAUUUUUUGUGGAUAAAGAAUUUAGGUGACUUGCUCUAGGGCAUAAAGGUGGAAUGGAUAUGUUGGAAUUGAAACUUCAAUAUUCUUGAUUCAUAUUCUUGUGCUAGUUUGAUAAGAUUCAUGGCUUCUAAAUAACACUUCCUUUGUGGCCCUUAAGAUGAAAAUAUGUAUUUUUACUAAUUAGACUUUAUAUUUAGGCAUUCCAUGACUUUUUGAACUUAAAGAUCUUUUGAUGGUCAUAUUUCCUCAUUAAGCCAAUGAAAUUGCUAAAAAUACACUUCGCUGUUGAAUACUAACUAAUGCAAGUUUUAUCAGAUUUAUUUUUGCAUUUCAAUGACUUUCAUGAUUCAUUCAUAACUCUUUCUAUGUAAGUGCUUAAGUGACCCCCUCACUAGUGAAAAUAAAUGUUCUCUAUCACUGAUUAUAUGUAUAUUCUCUACAUUAUCUAUUUUUUAAAGGAAAAGUAACCCCAUGUGUCAGAAUGAAUGAUUACUAUCCUAGGGCAAAGAACAUAUAAAGUUUAUUUCUACUCUGCAAAUCGGGCAACUACUCUGCAAAUCUGGCAUUUACAGGAACAAAACUCUUUCAGAGUGGUUGGUCAUUGUUUGCCUUCUUUUGCUACUUGAGCCUUUCUGUGGUUCUGUAAAUUUGUGAGUCAUCUUACAAGAAUUUCGUGUUGAUUCUGUGUUAAUCGGUGUUCACCUUGUGGUAUCCUUGUGGUAUUACUUGGCUGCCUCCAGUAAUUUAAUUUGGGUAUGGUGUGUCUGCUUUGAAAUGCCUUACUAGAGUAUGUCAGACUCUGCUCUAAAGCAUUCCAUGUAUCUGCUAGGACAAUAAGUUGCCUCUCUUGGAUGUAUGCUCUUAGAUCCAGAAGCAAAAAUGACUUUGCUUUCACUGUUAAGGCUGCAUUUUAGUGGUUAUUAUUUUAAAAUUAGACAAUAAAACCAUGGAAAACCAAUGGAGACUUUAGAAUCCUUCAUUUAAUGGCAUGGCAAGCUUUUAAAACAGUUUUUUGCUAUUUCACUAGAACAGUGUCUCUGGUAAAGGAUAUAGGUAAAAAAUGCCAGCCAAAACUGUGUGAAAUUGGAGUUGUUUCCUAAGAUUAUUUCCAAAUAUCCUAUAGGGGCUUGACAUCCGUGUACGCUGUUGGGGCUACGUGCCAGUCACUACUUUGGAAAUUUUUCUGUUUUGGGGCUACAGAAAUGACAAAAAAAUGUCGUGGGAUUUAAACCAAUCAACUGUGAAUUGUGAAAUUGAAAUUGCUCCUUUGGUUUUAUUUUCUUCUGUAUAUUGAAUAGAGAAAUCAAAAAGUUAUUUAAAAUUUAUACUGCUUAUGUUGAUGGCUCAUUUUGGCUGUGUAUCCUCACUAUGUACUGAUUUCUGAUAAAAGCUUGACAUUGUUAUAACGGGCAUUUUGU
Molecule: messenger RNA, 8304 nt
Organism: Pteronotus mesoamericanus
Lineage: Eukaryota; Metazoa; Chordata; Mammalia; Chiroptera; Mormoopidae
Gene: ZMAT3
Product: zinc finger matrin-type 3
Exons: 6
Coding region: 260-1129 (289 amino acids)
Molecular function (GO): nucleic acid binding; zinc ion binding
Source: RefSeq, a predicted model, not a curated record